AUGGCCUCUCUUACGAUCAAUUCCACUUUCGCCCUCAAGACUGGUCAUAAGCUCCCUCGGCUUGGAUUCGGAGUCUGGGUAUGUACCUUGAACGCUAGGGGUUUCACAUGUCAAGCUACUCCCCAUUGCACGGAGCAUCGUCCCAACUUGUAUCUAACAAGCCUCGCCUUGCGCAGAUGGUGCUGAUAUCGCACAGGACAGCCCUCAAAACCUGACAGUCCAAUCAUGUCUCUCAGCACUUCAGUCGGGAUAUCGCCAUAUCGACACCGCACAGGUUUAUGGCAAUGAGGCCGAGGUUGGCGAGGCAGUCCGCAAAUCUGGGAUUCCCCGAAAGGAUGUCUUCAUCACAAGCAAGAUUGUGAGCCCGGAGUCCGACGCUGCUGCCACCUACCAGAAGUGCUUGCAAAGUGUGAAGACGAUUGAUGGCGAGAAUGGCUACCUGGAUCUACUCCUCAUUCACAAUGUCACGCCUGGAGCGGCAGGUAUCCAGAUGAUGUGGCAAGCAAUGGAGAAGCUGUACGAAGAAGGCAAAUGCAAAUCCAUUGGCGUGAGCAACAUGGGUAUUGGAUACAUGGAAGACAUGAAGAAGUAUGCGAAGAUCUGGCCGCCGCACGUUGAGCAGAUUGAAGUGAGUACACGAAUCUCUAGGACGAAGAUCUAUGCUGACCUUUCUAGCUCCACCCAUGGUGUCAACAGCGCGAGAUUGUCGACUAUUGCGACAAGCAGGGUAUUGCGGUCGAAGCUUACUGCCCGCUGGUUCGGAAUCAGAAGGCCGACGAUGCCACUCUGAAAUCUAUCGCUGAGAAGUACGGCAAGUCAACCGCUCAGGUGCUCGUCCGAUACUGUCUGGACAAAGGCUGGAUCCCACUGCCGAAGAGCGACAACCCGGACAGAAUCAAGCAAAACGCGAGUGUGUACGACUUUGCGCUCGACAAGGGUGAUAUCAGCCAGCUCGAUGCGAAGGACGAAGGUUCGAAAGGCGCGUUGGUGGUAGCCGUUGACAACGAGAAGCGGUCGUGA
Messenger RNA from Lecanosticta acicola, 1020 nucleotides. Lineage: Eukaryota; Fungi; Ascomycota; Dothideomycetes; Mycosphaerellales; Mycosphaerellaceae. The record is from the annotation of a GenBank genome assembly.